This is a messenger RNA of Aplysia californica (California sea hare), 1849 nucleotides long. RefSeq names its product replication protein A 70 kDa DNA-binding subunit. NCBI's taxonomy places the organism in Eukaryota, Metazoa, Mollusca, Gastropoda, Aplysiida, Aplysiidae. The transcript has 4 exons. The record is from RefSeq and is a predicted model, not a curated record. The coding region runs from base 552 to 1802 and encodes 416 amino acids.
UCAGCGUCAGUUUCAUUAGCCACGAAUUGAUUGCUGUGCUGUGCUCAGUGCUCUAGUCUGAUAGGGCCUAGUUCACAGCUAGCUCUCACAGCACACGCAUCUACUUCUGUCACUCUUGCCAUUACGAAGACGUCAAGCAUCUUUUUUACGUUCACUCUUAAAUUUAUUUAUAGUGCAGCAGUCGUGGUGGUAUCAGAGAGCUUAGAAUUACCUCUCUGGUGGUAUCCAAGACUCACAUUUGUCCAGGAAAUUCGAGAAACUAGAUCUAGAUCUAGAUCUGGAUAUCUAGAUUAUAUAUAAUAUCUAAAUCUUAUCGUAAUUUUUUUUCAUAGAACUGAAAAGUUUGUGUGCAUCACUUUAACUGGAUUGACAGUCCGACUGACACCGAGAACGAAGAAUUUAACAAGGGACAAUUACAGAGGAAGAAGAAGCUCGGAAAAGAAAACCAUAAUAAAUGCUGAAGACUGUACUGGGAAUCUAGCUCCAGUCCGAAUUCCAUCUCAAACCGAGCAAACUGCUCCCAAUCUUCUGAGAAGCCAGACGAGGGAAACAUGAGUACAGAAGGUUACAGUACCCCAAUGAAGAAAAGGAUGGAGCAGAGUCAGGUGGAGGGUAGCUCUUCGACCCCGGGUUUGAAGAGGUCCUCACAAGACUCUUCCAAACGUGGCGUCCAUUCGAUUGCAAGCCUCGAUCUUAACAAAAAAGGAUGGAAAAUUCGGGCUCGGGUGAUCCACAGAUCCGACAUGCAGCACUAUAGCAAUGAUAAAGGCCCGGGCUGUUUCUUCAAAGUUAUUUUUUUGGAUGACAGCGGAGAGAUUUGUUGCACAGGAUUUAAUGAAUGGGCACACGCAUACUUUGACAAGUUCACUGUGGGCGAAGUGUAUUAUAUUUCCAACUGCCUACUGCAGAAUGCGAAGCAAAAAUAUGACACUGUGAAAAACAAGAACCAGAUGACAUUGGGUCGUGAUUCAAGGAUUGAGAUUUGUCCUGAUUAUAGUAGAUCAACUGUGCCAGAUAUGAAAUUUAACUUUGUGAAGCUAUCUGAUUUGGAGAAAUAUGAGAACGACUCCCUUGUAGACGUUAUUGGUGUUGUCGUAGGGUGCGACGACGUUGUCCCAGUACCGUCGAAACUGGGAAGCAUGAAGCGAGACCUCCGGAUCAUUGAUGGGUCUAAAAUGAGAGUUACUCUGACCUUGUGGGGAGAGACAGCGAAGACGUUUGACGGCGAGAACAGCCCUGUGGUAGCUGUGAAAAGAGCUAAAGUUACGUAUUUUAAUGAAAAGACCCUUUCAGUGCUAGUGGAGAGCCCACUGAGGAUGAAUCCUAACCUGAAAGAGGCAGAUGACUUGCGGAUUUGGUUCGACGAUGAAUGCAAGGAUCUUGAUUCCGACCUGUUCGAAACAGGAGGGGAGAGGAAAUUUCCUGAGCAGAUAUACAGCCUUGGUUCAACUGAUGAUUCUGACAACAUACAGUCACAGUAUGCUGAGGACUUUAGGUCGAGUCCUGAGCCAAGACCAGGAUCCAGCUCCAAACGGCCGAGACUGCACAGCCCCCGUGUAGCCACAGAAGAAGAUCAGUUCGAUUCCUACGGAAAAACCAUAGCACAUAAGCUCAGGGACCUUCCUCGUGAACAAAGCUUGAUUGCGGAAAACUUUUGCAAUGUUGCUCUGUUUGAGGCCAGUUUUGGGAACCUCACAAGGGAGACAACAUUAUCAUUAAAUUCUCCUGUGGCAGAUCAUGGCUGUAGAGGGACUCCUGGUGCCAGAGGGACUGCUGGUGCCAGGAGAAGAAUCCUGGAUUAGGCAAGUUGCCGCUACAGGAGGAAUGUGAAGGGGAAUUACUGAAAAAA